UAAAAAAAAUAUUUUUUUCUUGCAAAAGAGAUAGAUAGAGAGAGAGAGACUUUUUUUUCUUCUUUUUUUUGUUUGUCAUCUCUCUAGAAGGUUCUGCUGGUUUACAACUGACUACUGGAAAUAGAAGGCUUUUACUGACACCUCCUGUCCACUGAACUAUUCUCCUGGCUCGUCAGAAAGACCCAAAUCCAUCCAGAGUGAACAUUCCAGCUCCUGGCCUCACUUCCCCAGGAAGUAACACUUAGGAGCGCAGAGACUGUGUCAAAUGAUAACAAGGCAGAGGUAGCCCUACAUACACAACUCCUCCCUCUAUUUUCACUUCACUUUGUCCUACAGUGAAGCAUACAUACACAAACUGGUUAGAAGUGCUCAGCCAUGCAGGUGAAGAUUCAGCCCUCACUAAUGAUUGGCACCUUCCUCCUCCUCUUUCUCUUCACCUCAGAGGAAGCUUAUGCAGAGUCUAUCAUAAAAAGCGUGCAACUCGUUAUUCAUCCGAGAAGUGAAGUUGAAAGAGGUACAAAUGUGUCACUGAAAUGUCAGGCAGAAGUCAGCCAUACGCUGGGGUCUCACCCCAACUAUAAAUACAAUUUCUACAAAGAUUAUCUGCUAUUAAAUACUACCCAGACCAAUUCUACGGACAGCUUCUACUCUAUACCAGAUGCCAGAGUGGCCCACUCUGGAAAAUACAAAUGUGCUGUUGUCACUGAGAAGCGAACGAAGGACAGCAGUGUCAAAGACCUGACAGUGAAAGGUCUUCAGACACCAGUCCUAAGAGUGGAUAAGCUGAAACUGAGAGAGGGAGAUGUUGUUACUGCUGUCUGUACAGCGGAGGGAGAAAUAGGUUCUUUGACAUUUUUCUUUAGUGAUGAAUCUGGAGAACUCUACAGGAUGACCACAGAGAGUCAACGAGUUGAGCACAAGCUGGCCUUCACUGAGCAAACUGUGAAUAUGUUUUGCUACUAUUCUAUUUAUGUGGGUAGCACAAUAAAACGCUCUAAUAACAGUAAUGUGAUCGGUCUUCACAUUGAAGAGCUGAAGAUCAAACCUAAUAUCAAAGUCAACCCAUCAAAAUAUGUCAUUGAAGGAGAUAGAAUAACCUUCAGCUGCAGUGUUGAUAUUUCAAAUUCAACAACCAGAAUUAUUCUUGUCCAUGGACGUACCACGCUCAGUUCGAACAUGGCACAGGAAGAGUACAGUAUGUCUGUUAAAGCAGAUGACUCUGGGGAAUAUGAGUGCAUCUCACAUCUUGGUGAAGUUGAUAAAUCCUCCACUAUAAAUAUCACUGUAAAAGAGCUUUUCUCCAUGCCUGUCCUGAGCAUUCACCCAGCUGAGGUUUUUGAAGGAGAACGUUUCAACAUCACCUGUCAAAUCCACAGUUUUGCCUCAGAGAGGAUUCAAAGGGGUGAUAUAAGCUACUCAAUACUCCGAGACAAAACACCUGUCAUAAACAGUGGCAUUGCAGGCAAAGCUUCCAAUGGGGAAUAUAUAUGUAUUGCUAAAGCCAAAGGGAUUGUCAAAGAGAGCAGAAAGGUGCUGAUUAAAGCAAAAGUUCCCGUUUCAAAGCCUGAGAUCACCGUUGAUGGUCCUGUUAUCGUGAAUAAGACAUUUUGGAUUCUUUGCAACUCUGAGAAUGGAAGUCUGCCAAUUAUCUUCUCGCUAAAGAAAAACAACACUAUCUUGAAUAGGGCUGAGGUGUCUUCCAUUAAUAAGACAGCUCGUUUCUCAGCCAUGAUAUCAACUCCUUCGGACAUCAGCAGUUACAUGUGUGAAGCAGAGAAUAAUGGCCAAGUCUCAAUCAAGAUGAGUGGCAGGCUUGAUGUAACUGUAAUAGUUCCAGUAGAGAAGCCCUUACUGACAGUCAUUCCAGUUCCAGGAAACAUUGAAGAGGGCAGUGUUCUUACCCUGAUAUGUAGCAUUCCAAGAGGGUCUCCGCCUAUCAGUUUUUGGUUUUAUGGAGGCAGUGGCAAGGGUUGGUUACGGGCUAUUUCACAUCCAGAGAUGAAGGAUCGGAUGAUGAAGUUACUAAAGAGGAGUCGUCCGAUGACAGUCUGUUUUAUGCACAGUGCGCGAACAGUUGCGCUGCGCUCGCUUUUACUACAAGUUAGCCUGGCAAUGUGGAAAAAGGCUUUGAUUGCUGUGUUCUGCAUGCUGUUGGUGGCCCUGCUGGUCCUUUUCAUCGUGAUGCGUUACAAGGCCAAGCGAGGUAAAAGAGAGAUGGCUGCUGAACUAUCAGUAAAGCCUGCAAGCCCUAAAUCAGAUGACUCUUUAACCCUGAGUCUCACCAAUGACACCCAUUAUAGCGACCACACAGUGGUGGUGAAGAACAAAGAGAGUGUUUGGAGUGAAAGACCUCCAGAUGUUGCUGACCAGGACAGCCUAGGGUCCACAAGUGAAGGUGACAUAGAGUACACAGAAGUGGUUCAUCCUCAACCUGUAGAUCCUACACGAAUUCCUCUAAGAAAAGGCACGGAUACUGUGUACAGUGAGCUUCAGACCUCUCAAGGGGCUUCUGAGCAUGUUAACCACCAAGUCCUGUUAGAAUAUGCUGAACUCAACCAUGAUCUUCCUGAACCAGUGGACUAACAGAAGUCAGUCACCUCAAACAUCCCCAUACUUCCCUCUGGAAUUCUGUAGCCUGUGUGCCAUCGAUCUUCUGUGUCCUCCACCGACAUUCUUCUAAAAACACUCAUUUAAUCAUUUAUUUCCCUUUCCUCUUAUGUGAUUGAUUGUUUGUCCUAUUUGUCACAGUACUACACUAUUGUGUAUAUAGUCGGUACUACAACCCACAUGCUUUUCACAAAGAUGUUUCGAGUUAUCACAUUUUUAAUAAAGUGAAAUGAUUCGAUUUCUCUCUGUGAAAACAUCUUGUAACUUUAAAACCUCAAUUACUUUUCUGUCCAUGAAGUUGAAACUAAGGAUCAGUUGUCUUUUUGUACACUGUGUACACUGCAUUGCAUGAUGUGAUGCAAAUUGCUACAGCAGUUAGGUGGUUAUUAGCUCACAUAAGAGAUAAAGUCAUGAUUUUAUCUUCGGGAGAAAUGCUUUCAUCUACUGACAAAAAUAAUCUAACUUUAGCAUUAGCUAAAGGAAACCAAACAAAGAAUUUCCCUUUAGGUUCCACUGGGAGAAGAUGACAAUGGCUAGUGAAUACCAGUCACACCCACAUCGCUUAGCUCUUCCAGCCUGACAUCACUAAGUGUACAUACAGUAAGCUUCACAAAUAUUUCCAUGCUUGGUGAAAUAGCAGAAACAUGAAAUGUCCCAGAUAGCAAGCUACCAUUGAAACAAUGUUAAAUAAUUGUUGAUGCUGCGUAAUGCUGGUUUCAUAUCACUUUUGCACCCACAAUUAAUGCUGAAACAAAGUUGAGAUUUCAACGGAAAAUCAAUGAUUACAUAGUUGAAUGAACAUUGUGAAGCGAUGUUGGUUUAAAAUCACUUUUGCACCUUCAAUUAAUGUUGAA
Messenger RNA from Labeo rohita (rohu), 3461 nucleotides. RefSeq names its product platelet and endothelial cell adhesion molecule 1b (gene pecam1b). NCBI's taxonomy places the organism in Eukaryota, Metazoa, Chordata, Actinopteri, Cypriniformes, Cyprinidae. The transcript is spliced from 17 exons. Gene Ontology annotation, biological process: cell surface receptor signaling pathway. The coding region runs from base 376 to 2583 and encodes 735 amino acids. Gene Ontology annotation, molecular function: transmembrane signaling receptor activity. The record is from RefSeq and is a predicted model, not a curated record.